GUAACACUUAUAAAUAUGAGUCUGCGCUUCAGAACAGCUCAAUACUGCCUUAACAUACAAAGCGACAUGUUUAAAUAUAUUCUAAUACUGUCGCUGAUCAGUGCAAUAUAUACUGAAGAUGUGGUCCACGUGACUGUAGUGACGAACAAGGGUCCUAUACAGGGCUACAAGAAUGACGGUUAUAAAACGUUCUUUGGAGUGCCGUACGCUAAAGUUGAUGAGGAGAAUCCUUUUGGGAAUAGCUUAGAAUACCCAACAUUCGAGACGCCAUUCCUAGCCUACGAUUCAUCCAUAAUAUGUCCUCAAGUAACCUCCAAAGUUGGGGGAAUACUACAAUGCCUCCGUCUCAACAUAUACGUCCCAGACACGGACGAUGACGACAGCCCACUGCCAAUAUUGGUCUGGUUCCAUGGAGGCGGGUUCGUGUUCGGGAGCGCCGGCGACUAUGGCGGCCAACAUUUGGUCAAACAUGGAAUCAUAGUCAUCACCGUCAAUUACCGUCUAGGGCCUUACGGAUUUCUCUGUUUGAAAGAGCCGGCCGUACCAGGAAACCAAGGUUUCAAAGACCAAGUGAUGGCGUUGAAGUGGAUCAAGGCACAUAUAGCUGCGUUUGGUGGAGACCCGAACAAAGUGACGAUCGCUGGAGAAAGCUAUGGCGGGGGGGCCGUGGAUCUACAUCUAUAUUCCAAAUACGAUGUGCUAUUCGACAAAGCGAUUGUAGAAAGCGGAUCAAUUUUCACUCCAGGCUUCUUCGUGAAGAGAGACACUAAGGCCGCUCUCAAACUUGCUAUAUACUUAGGACAUAAUGUUAACAGAACGAAAUCUGCUUUACAAUUAUUAGCCAAAGAAAACCCUCUCGUUGUGAUGUCCGCAGCUAGAAACCUAGGCCUGAAAUUAUCGGCGUGUAAAGAAAAACGCUUCAAAGGCGUUCGGAAUUUCGUGACCAAAUACCCUAACUGCUUGAACAACGCAGCUCGAAUCAAGAACACACCUAUACUGUUCGGUUAUAACAGCAAAGAAGACUUUGGUACCUUCGCGAGCAAGCCGAAACAAUUCUACGAUGAAUUAGGCAACAUAUUCUACAAUAACUUGAGGAAUAAUACUGAUAUUAAUGAUAUGGAGUUAGAAGUCGUAGCUAAUAUAACAAGGAAGUUCUAUUUGGGGAGUAAGGAUGUUGGACCAGACGCCAUGUUGGAACUGACUGACUAUCUGUCAGACUUCAAACUGAAUCACGCCGCAGAGACAUCAGUGAAUAUGUAUAUCAACCAAGGAGCGAAAGUUUACAAGUACUUGUUUUCGUACAUUGGUGGAAGUAUUUAUAGUAAUGUUACGGGGGUUGGGGCGAUGCAUACGGAGGAAUUGAAGUAUUUGUUCGAGGUACCGACGAAGCUGAAGACUGAAGAGCAAGUGAUGAUGCGGGAGAGGAUGACGAUGAUGUGGGCGGAGUUCGUUAAGACUGGGAACCCAACGCCAGAGAAGACAGACCUCCUGCCAGAGACAUGGGUACCAGCGAGAGGGCACGCGAGACCUUACCUGAACAUUGACGUGAACAUGACAAUGAGAGACGAUGUCUACAGAAAGAGGAUGGCCUUCUGGGAUCUCUUCUGGCAUAAGUUCGAAAAGAAGGUCAUGGUUUAUUAGUAUAGGUGUUGAUCGAUGACUGGCUAUGUGAUAAUGUUGAUUUGAAUUAUAUAGAAGUUUUUUUGCAA
This is a messenger RNA of Trichoplusia ni (cabbage looper), 1709 nucleotides long. RefSeq names its product esterase FE4-like. NCBI's taxonomy places the organism in Eukaryota, Metazoa, Arthropoda, Insecta, Lepidoptera, Noctuidae. Bases 16 to 1641 code for a protein of 541 amino acids. The record is from RefSeq and is a predicted model, not a curated record. The transcript is spliced from 3 exons.